Molecule: messenger RNA, 1239 nt
Organism: Lachancea lanzarotensis
Lineage: Eukaryota; Fungi; Ascomycota; Saccharomycetes; Saccharomycetales; Saccharomycetaceae
Gene: NGK1
Product: LALA0S03e08438g1_1
Exons: 1
Coding region: 1-1239 (412 amino acids)
Biological process (GO): intracellular glucose homeostasis; glycolytic process; glucose 6-phosphate metabolic process
Cellular component (GO): cytosol; mitochondrion
Molecular function (GO): fructokinase activity; mannokinase activity; glucokinase activity
Source: RefSeq, a predicted model, not a curated record
AUGACCAUUGAGAAUGAAGACUUGAGCUACUUGACGGAUGUCUUUACUCCCGAUAUAACUAUGGAAGAGCUGGUUAAAAACGGAUGCUCGGAGCUUGAGAUGAGACUGCAAGAAAGCGAUACAUCGAUGCUGAGUGAAGGUUCCUCAAUUUUGCCUUCUGCUCAAGAAAAUGGUAGAAGUGGAAAGUUGCAUAUCACCCUGGACUUGGGUGGAAGUUUUGCCAAGAUGGGAUUCGUCAACGCUGCAGAUUUGCAGGUCUUGAAUUGUGCCAGCAUGGCUAUUCAUGCAGUUUCCGUAAACAUCGACUUUUUUAAGUUCAUUGUUCAAUGGAUAUGCCGGCGGGCGGAUAAAUUUCUUCGUGAAGGUAGAAUUGAACCUUCCACCGUGAUUUUUGAGCUCGGCGUUACGUUUGGAUUUCCUUUGACUACUAAUGGGCAAAUUACAACUAUGGGCAAAGGUUUCCAGCUGAGUGAUGAAAUAAGGUCCGUGAAAAUUACAGAGCUUCUGCAACGGCUUUUUCGAGAAGUACAAAGAGAAGUAGGCUAUCGUUAUGAAGUCAGAGUACGGGGCAUUGUCAACGAUAGCGUAGCCGUGUACUUGGCCAACGCUGCGACCCAAAGAGGCAAUGACGUAUCGCUGAUCUUGGGAACUGGUAUCAAUGCGUGUUUCUCGCUGGCCAGUGACCGGGUCCCCUCUCGUAAAUGCUCAGAAAAAAGGACGCAUGGUGCUGCAGCGCAUCUAAUAAAUUCCGAAAUCGGGUUUUUGGGGAAGGACUUUAUCAAGCUGUCCGAGUUUGAUCCUAAAGACGAAACUCUCUUCAUGCCUCUUGAAUACGUUACGGCAGGUAAAUGGAUCCCUCUCACACUCCAAAAAAUCAUUUUCAGAUAUAACUUGGUAUCGAAGGUUGCCAAAAACCUGGAAUUUGACGGGAAGCUUAUAUGCGAGAUACUGAAGGGCUCUACUCUCACAGUGUUUGGAGAUUACCAACCAGUCAUUGAAGCCUUAACAUUCAUGCUGAUUGAAAGAGCGGCAUUUUAUGCUACAGGGGCUAUUUUAAGCAUUUUGAAAUUCACCAAUAACGACAUGCUUCAAGUAGUACGCGUUGGGUACGCUGGAUCGUUUCUUAGAAAUUGUCCGGUAUACAAAGAUCUGAUAAACAAGUUUAGCGGUGGCAAAAUUGAGCUGGAGUUUUUGGAACACAGCAAUUUAAUCGGAGCCCAUGUAAAUUCAUCUCGCUGA